UAUCUCUUCUCUUUCUUCUUUUCAGAUCCGUUCGAUUUUUCGUCCUUCUAUUAGAUCGCGUUUUUUUGUACGUCGUUGGAAAUUUCCCCAUUUUUUUAUCAUUACGUGAAACCUUAACGUUACUCACUUUUAUUGCUGAAGAAACUUCCUCUAUAAAGUACUUUUGAAAUUCUUGUCUAUAUAUAUGCAUAUGCACCAGCAUUCAUGUAAAUCAAUUUGAAUUCAUAAAAAUCAAUUAUGCAUAGAUCUUUUUUGUGUGUUAGUUUAUACCUUGUUUUCUUGUUUCUCAAUUUGAUCUCUCAUGGAACAACAUGUUCUACUACUUUGAUUAAAACACGCUCCGAUUUGAUCGACCAAACCUGCGAGAAAUGUGCUAAUCAAUCCAUGAUCUUGAGCUAUAGUUUAUGUUCAACUUCUCUUCCGGUGAUUCCGGUGAGUCGAGCAACGAAUCUUCCAGGGCUGGCUGUGAUUGCGAUGGAGUUAGCUUUAGAGAAUGUGACUAGCACGCUUGCAACGAUAGAGAAGCUGUUAGGUGAUGAGAGUUUGGAUAAGUAUGUGUUGGGUUGUUUAACGGAUUGUUUGGGGCUAUAUAGUGAUGCGGUAUGGACGAUAGUGAGUUCUGUAGAUGUUUUUUUGUCGGGGAAUUAUGAAGUAAGUAAGACUUGGAUGAGUUUGGUUAUGGAAGCGGCGUCGACGUGUCAGAAAGGUUUUGAAGAGAAGGGUCAAGUUUCUCUUUUGACUGAGGAGAAUUAUAAUCUCUUUCAGUUAUGUGGUAUUGCGCUUUGCAUCAUCCAUAUGUCUACUCCUGUGACUGCAAAUGCAAUACUGUCUUAAUCAAGUCUCACCAAGUUCAGUUGCCAAUGCAAUACCUUUUGUUUUGUUGUGAGCUGGUUAUGUAGACAUCUACGUUUUUAUUUUGGGAUUAUAAGUUGUAGCUUUGUUUUUAUUUGUAAACUAAAGUUGUAACUGUAAGAAUAUGUUUCCUCAUUAACCGACUUUCUAGGGACUAGGAGUAUGACUAGAGAAAUAAGACAUGUUGUCUUCUUGUAGUUCUGUGAUCUAUAUUGACAUUUGAGAGACUAAGAGUCUUUGAGCAUUCGGAGGUGCUAUAACUCUUGUAGUUCUGUGAUCUAUAAUGUAGUAAAGAGAAUUCAUCGCUAAUUUUUCUCAUAAAGACACCUGUUUCUAUCA
Vicia villosa (hairy vetch) is the source of this 1191-nucleotide messenger RNA. Its product is annotated as pectinesterase inhibitor 12-like. NCBI's taxonomy places the organism in Eukaryota, Viridiplantae, Streptophyta, Magnoliopsida, Fabales, Fabaceae. The record is from RefSeq and is a predicted model, not a curated record. The transcript has a single exon. Gene Ontology annotation, molecular function: enzyme inhibitor activity. Bases 238 to 834 code for a protein of 198 amino acids.